UAUAUCAAUAUUGUCUACAUUUACAAGAUCUAAUACCUUUGAAUCUCCAGUAUCGACAAUUUAAUGAGAAUGAAAAUGAAAUUUGUUAUCUUCAUACUUAUGCUUACUGUAGUGUUAAUGCAAGCAAGACUAAAUUUCUGGAAAGAUUUAAUGUUCCUUCAAAAAGCAAUAAUCAAUUAUCUAUUUCCUAAGGAUCCCGGUAUAGUAAGAGUAAGAAAAUCAGAAGAAGUCAAAACUGCAGUGAAUAAUGUAACUACAAUGGAUUUUAUUGAUUUAGUAGAGAGAUAUGGUUACUCUGCUGAGGAGCAUUACGUCACAACAGAAGAUGGUUAUAUUUUGACGAUUCACAGAAUAUCAGCAAGUCCUUUAUGUAAAGGUCGACAGAAAAGAGGAGUUAUAUUCUUUCAAAAUGGUAUCCUUGCCUCAUCUGAUUUCUGGGUGUUAACCGGUCCUGACAAAGAUCUUGAAAAAUUUCAAACCUUCGACUAUGGAUAUUUCGGCAAUUACAAGCAAUAUGGACAGAUGACACCCAUAACGUAUGAUCUUAACAAAGUUACUGCGCCUUUGGCUUUAUUUUACGGUGCUAACGAUGUACUUGUUCCAGUAGCGAAUGUAUGGGAAACGUAUAAACGCUUGCCAAAUGUUAUCCUGCUAGAAGAAAUUGCAUAUAAAUUAUUUUCUCAUGCAGAUUUUCUAAUUGCCAUUGAUGUUAAAACUUUAAUGUAUGAUCAUGUAAUAGAACUACUUCAGAAAAUUGAUAAUAAUUAG
This is a messenger RNA of Acromyrmex echinatior (Panamanian leafcutter ant), 768 nucleotides long. Its product is annotated as gastric triacylglycerol lipase-like. Gene Ontology annotation, biological process: lipid metabolic process. The record is from RefSeq and is a predicted model, not a curated record. NCBI's taxonomy places the organism in Eukaryota, Metazoa, Arthropoda, Insecta, Hymenoptera, Formicidae.